Brachypodium distachyon (stiff brome) is the source of this 1848-nucleotide messenger RNA. RefSeq lists its product as uncharacterized. The transcript has a single exon. The record is from RefSeq and is a predicted model, not a curated record. NCBI's taxonomy places the organism in Eukaryota, Viridiplantae, Streptophyta, Magnoliopsida, Poales, Poaceae. Bases 392 to 1687 code for a protein of 431 amino acids.
AACCAAAGAUAUUGGUAAUCGAAGAAAAGUUGCAGAAAUGGCGCUAAAAUAAUAAGGGCACGGACACAGACAAACACAAGCCACAACCCCUCCCCAUCCUCUGUCCUGCAGUCCCCAGUGCGCUCGUACCGUCUCUCUCCCUCCUCGCUCGUCUCAGGUCUCAACUCACUGGGGCUCUGGGCUGGAUCAAAGGCACUGGAUUAGGAGGGGGGACGGUCCAGCAGUGGGGGCAAAUCAAUCACAUCCAGCAACAGAGAGCAAAGCCAAAUCAAUCCGCCGGUUAGCCGCGGUCUAACACCCAAGGCUAGAUCCUGAGGUGCGCCAACGAACGUGCGUGCGCGACCAGCUGCCAGAAAACAGAAGAGGGAGAGGGUGGUGGUGGAAGAAGAGCAUGGGGGAGAAGGCGUCUGAUGCGGCGGCGGCGGCGGUGGGGGAUCAGGACGACGGCCAGGCGGCGGCGGGGGUGCUGGCGCUGGACGGCAUCCAGUACUGCAGCGAGCACCCGUACCGGCCAGGGGCCGCGGCGGCGGCCGUCGCCGGCGGCGGGAUAUGCGCCUUCUGCCUGCAGGAGAAGCUGGGGAGGCUCGUGUCCUCCUCCAAGUCCAGCCCUUUCUUCCCGCCCGGCGGUCACCCGCCGCCUUCCGCUUCGCCCUCGUCGCCGCCGUCCUUCCGCCGCGCCGCGGCGGAGCCCCCGCUGCCGCCCCACCACUCCUCCGCCGGCUCGCGCAAGUUCAUCCCUUUCCAGAGGAAGAAGAACUCGUCCUCUGCCUCGGCUUCGACUCUGUCCGCUUCCAUGGCCGGAGGUGGGCUGAAGCGGAGCAAGUCGGUGGCGCCGAGGCCCGAGGAGCAGCACUACUCGUCGUUCUCGACGGCCGAGAGCCCCCGCAAGAAGAGCUUCUGGUCCUUCCUCUACCUCUCCUCCUCUUCGUCCGCGUACGCGCACCAGCAGACAGCCUCGUCUUCCUCCUCCUCGGUGUCGUCGUACACCACCACCAACGGUGCCGGCGCCAGGAGGAAGUCGGUGUCGGUGGCCUCGGCGGCGUGGGCGUCCAGAGCCGGCGCCGGCGCGCAGCAGGACCAGCAGCUGCGCUCCUCGGCGGCGCGCAGGAUGGAGGCCAUCGGCGAGCCGGAGAGCCUGAGCCAGGUGUCCUCGUCGUCGUCGUCCUUCGGGCGGAAGGUCGCGCGGUCACGUUCCGUGGGCUGCGGCAGCCGCAGCUUCUCCGGGGACUUCCUCGACCGCAUCUCCUUCGGCGACUGCACGCUCCGCCGCGUCGAGUCGCAGCGCGAGCGCGAGCCCAAGGCCAGCAAGAUGCGCGCUGCGCUAGGCCGCCACCUCGGCGCUGACGAGGAAGACGAUGACGACGACGUGUACGAGCACCGGGACCGGAUCAAGUGCGCCGGGUUCUUCGGCGGCAUGGGCCCAACGUCGUCCUCCUACUGGCUCUCCGCCGCCGAGGGCACGAGAAAGCGGGGUGGCUCUCGGAGCCACCGGAGCUGGGCGUGGGCGUUGGCCAGCCCCAUGAGAGCGCUGAGGCCGACGAGCUCCACCUCGACCAAGAUCAUCACGGCCGAGCCUUCCGGUCACGUGGUGGUCAGCAGCAGCGGCGACACGCCGGCGGCUGCAUUGUCCAUAUCUUCCCCGAUGCCAUCCUCGUCAGAUGUAGCAGCGGCGACGGCGAUGGAUUAAAGCUGCACGGCCGUCCGGUCAAUUACGUCCUCUCUGUUGUUGAAUCGUACGUAUACAAUUUUUACUGCCUUCUUUUCCCCCCUCCCUCUUGCGUUCUCGUGUCUGUAAUUUCACCAUCAAACUGCUGAUAAAGUUGAAACGUGAUGUGGAUUCGCUACUCG